UUAUUUUAACAUCAAAUACACUCGUGAUGUUCUGUUUCAAAGUCACUAUGUGUACAGCAAAAAUGGUGAACACUAAGGCUAUACUUCUAAUAUUUGUAACUUUUUCAUUGUGCGGAAUUGUUACCGUUAAUGCAGGUUAUAGUAAUGGGAGAGUAUCUGACAUACAUUCUACGGUAGAGGCAUUAUUUCGGAGGGUCGAGUCUUUACAAGUGAAACAGGACACGCCAUAUAUUCCACCGAUGUUCUGGCAGAAACAUAGAGGAAUGUGGGAAAGUGACGUCAGAUUCUAUUUUCAUGGUCACGAGGAGCUAUUUUUGUUCAGGGAAGCGUUCAGCAUUUAUGACGACAACAUGUUCGCAACGGCAUGGAUUACGUCAUGUUUGUUAGAGACGUUUAGAUACGGAAAUGGUCCGAAACCUUCCGAAGAAAUGAUAACCGCGGCAGUACUAGCCAUAGAAGAAUACCACAAUAAGAAUGUUAAUUAUUCAAAUUCUUUGAUGACCUUUUGGCCUCAAAAGUACAACGAAACUUACAAAGCUUGGACUAGCUACCCGGUUAAUUUACACCAUUUCUUUGAUCUUGCCGCUUCUUUUAAUGCAACAACUCUGGAGGAAAUUCUUGACAAGAUUGGCCUUAAAGAUAUAGCAGAGAUUAUGGAAAGGUUACUGAAGAGUGAAUCAGGGUAUCUAAAAGCUUUCAUGAUCCCUCCAGAUUUCGACGACACUUUUGUCAAUUUGGGUCUUGGUUCUUUACUAGCGGAAAUGAAAGAACAUUUCCCCGCUUCACAUGCGCAAUGGCAAUCCCAGAAUACAAACGUCACUUCCGUUUUCGACGCAUUGAAAAAAUAUGCUUACAGACCAAUGUCCUCCAACAAAGCGAUAAAUUCUAUAGACGGUCGUACAUACUUCUAUCUGAGAUACUUCCUUGAAAAGGCGAAAAAUAGUGGAGAGGACAUUGCACUAGUUCCUACAUGGAUCCAAGACGCCGACGAACUAAAAACGUGGGGGGAACGUGGUGUUAGAAUGCCAUUGAAUGCGAACAAUAUCGAUGUAACUGUGGCGGCUAAUGGGGUGUUCGGGACCACGUCCUCUAUAUUGAAUGGUGUGGUUGACGCCAAGAUACUGGAUGACCCCGAAGUGCAGCAAAUAUACGUGAAUACAUCCAAUCUGAUAGCGUUCAUGAUAGAGACCAACUUCAGUUCACGUCAUGACCUUGCUCUACUCUACUAUCCCUCAGCCAUGGAGUUCUACUGGUUUGUUGCAAGAACAUACGGGGAAAUUAGAAGGAAGGAAAACCAAGGUCCUUUACCACAUCCAAUUUUAGAACAAGUGAAAACUAUGCUGGAUAAAUCUCUGCACGUGCAUAUGACGUCUGCCGUUCUAAACCAAUCACACACUGACAAAGAUGGCAGUAUGUAUUUUGAUGACUUCGUUGGUGACGGGGACUUGGAUACAAGGAACAAUACAGUGGUUCGCGGACAAGAUCGUCUCUUCACAACAGGAAUGGCCAUGAACGCUCUGCUUAGCACGUGGACGGUGUUUGAUGAAAGUUCAAGGAAACUUUACUGGGAGAAAGGUACACCCCAAAGUGUGAAGGACGUGGUAUCCAAGUCAGCCAUGUUUCUUGAGCAGAACAUCUUUGGAUUGUCUUAUCAACCAUGGAAUGCUUUCUUCUCAGGGUCUGUAAAAGGGAUAACGACCUAUCCUUCCUACCCCGUGAACCGUGUAAAUAGCACACGCGACUGGCAGUUGACGUGGGAAGGUGUGGUUUCGGAAGAGGAGUACCAAAAGCUACUUAAGCAAAAAUGGUUCGGUCGCCAUAGUCCGAUAGAUUUCCAUGGUUACAAUAACUACCCAGAUUACUGGCCAUUCUGGAGUUCAGAACCGUAUACAUAUGUAACCACGAUGCUUGCACUUGCAAAAUUUUCUAACACAUAUGAAUCUAACACAUCUUAUGACAGUAAUGUACUGUACUAAAAUAAUGACUGAGAAUGUCUUAAAAUAUGCAGUUAAUAUACAUGAAGUUUGUCAUGGAAUAUGAAACAACAAUAAUUGCUCUCUAAAACAUUUCUAUAUACAGUUACCUUAUAAGUAACGCGUUUUCAUGAUAAAUAUGACAUGCGCAAAUCAAAUCUUAUAUAAAUCACUGGUCCACAGUCUGUGCUGGGUUUAAAGUGUUUUAUUUUGUAGAAAUGUAUUUAAAGCGGCUUCCAUUGCAAACCCUUUCUUUCAAAUUUAAACAUUUUAUACCAUUGACCACAAAUUUACAAACCGUGAAAUGAGCAAAACAACAAAACCAUAUCUCUUUUCCAACGUUUUGCAAGAAUGUCUCACUGUUUAUUGUUGUUUUGUUUUUCUUUUUUUUUCAAAGUGCUUUUAUGACCCUUUCUGUAAUUAGAAAAUUGCUCAGUUUUUUUGUUUAGGUCAACCUUUUCUGAAAAAAAUCUAUAAGAGCUACAGCUUUGAAACUUUGCACACUUGUUUAUCAUCAUUAUGUUACUAUGUAGACCAAGAACCAUAACUCUAACCUGCUUUCUUGUCAGAAUUAUGACCCUUUGAAAUUGUACUUAGAAAUCUGAACUGUAACUCAUUUCCUACAUACUGUCCAUCACUCAGACGAGCGAUGGCACCCGUUGGCGAUGCUCUUGUUAUAUUUAUCCCGGCGCUAUAAUUGUUGUUAUUGUUGUGACGUCAGCGAAUUGCUUUGGCGAUGGAUGAAAAUCUCUGAAAACAUCAGAAAAUGUCUGAUUACACCUGUAAGGUAUAACCGAUUUGUAGUCUGUCUGAUGUCGUAAGUGUAUUUUGGUGUUCUUCCUUAAGCACGUUCGCUAGGUGUUCCAUUCGUAUUUUCAAGUGACUCUGGGAUUUUGACGUCUCAUUCGUGAUGCUGAUUUUAUAUAUAGGGAGUAUUAUUUUUUAAGAUAGACUUCUGGAGUCUUAUUAAUAGAAUUUCAGACUCCUGUGGUAGUUCCAAUCUGCGACUGUAAUUACCUGCCCUGACGCUCCGUAAUAUCACACUAAAAUGAAAUGAAAGUGGUAAUUACGUCACGAAACUAGUGUUUUAUGUGUUCUAUGUAUAAGAAUUCUUAACACUUUAUCUUGAAUUUUAUUUGAUAUUGUGACCAUCGGAAUAUGAUUUUGCUUUUCAUUCAGCCAUACUUGAAUGAAUGUAUCAUCUAAUGUUUUUUAUGUCCCCGAAGGGAGGCAUAUAGUUUUUGAACCGUCUGUCUGUCGGUCUGUCGGUCUGUCAGUCUGUCGGUCUGUCGGUCUGUCAGUCUGUCGGUCUGUCCGCAUUUUUCGUGUCCGGUCCAUAUCUUUGUCAUCCAUGGAUGGAUUUUCAAAUAACUUGGCAUGAAUGUGUACCACAGUAGGACGACGUGUCGCGCGCAAGACCCAGGUCCGUAGCUCAAAGGUCAAGGUCACACUUAGACAUUAAAGGUUAUUGCAUUGAUGGGCGUGUCCGGUCCAUAUCUUUGUCAUCCAUGGAUGGAUUUUCAAAUAACUUGGCAUGAAUGUGUACCACAGUAAGACAACGUGUCGCGUGCAAGACCCAGGUCCGUACCUCAAAGGUCAAGGUCACACUAAGACAUUAAGGGAUAGUGCAUUGAUGGGCGUGUCCGGUCCAUAUCUUUGUCAUCGAUGGAUGGAUUUUCAAAUAACUUGGCAUGAAUGUGUACCACAGUAAGACGACAUGUCGCGCGCAAGACCCAGUUUCAUAUCUCAAAGGUCAAGGUCACACUUAGACAUUAAGGGAUAGUGCAUUGAUGGGUGUGUCCGGUCCAUAUCUUUGUCAUCCAUGGAUGGAUUUUCAAAUAACUUGGCAUGAAUGUGUACCACAGUAAGACGACAUGUCAUGCGCAAGACCCAGGUCCGUAGCUCAAAGGUCAAGGUCACACUUAGAUGUUAAAGGUCUUUUUUCAUGAUAGUGCAUUGAUGGGCGUGUCCGGUCCAUAUCUUUGUCAUUCAUGCAUGGAUUUUAAAAUAACUAUGCAUAAAUGUGUGACACAGUAAGACGACGUGUCGCGCGCAAGACCCAGCUCCGUAGGUCAAAGGUCCUAAACUCGAACAUCGGCCAUAACUAUUCAUUUAAAGUGCCAUUGGGGGCAUGUGUCAUCCUAUGGAGACAGCUCUUGUUUUUUCAAAUACAUGCUGGUUUAAAGCGUUUUAUUUUGUAGAAAUGUAAAGUGGCUUCCUUUGUAAACCCUUUCUUUCAAAGUUAACAGCAUGCCACGAAAUCAACAAAACGAAAGUCAUAUGAGUCGCACCAUGAGAAAACCAACAUAGUGCAUUUGCGACCAGCAUAGAUCCAGACCAGACAAUGCGCAUCCGCGCAGUCUGGUCAGGAUCCAUGCUGUUCGCUUUCAAAGCCUAUUGCAAUUAGAGAAACCGUUAGCGAACAUCAUGGAUCCUGACCAGACUGCGCUGGUCUGGAUCCAUGCUGGUCGCAAAUGCACUAUGUUGGUCUUCUCAUGGUGCGGUUCAAUCUUGUUUCCAACGUUUUACAAGACUAUCCCAUUUUUUUUUCAAAGUGCUUUUGAAACAUAGAAUUGUUCUAAAAAUAUGUUCAUUUUCUGAAGCUCUACAAAAGCAUUAUUAUUAGUCAGUCAAAGCUCGGGAGAUUCUAACUCAUAGCAAACUAAAUGAGUAAACAUUUUCUCAGGCAUUUAUGAUACAGAGUUUACUGCCAAAUAAUCUACUUAUUAAUUAAAAUAUUUAUUUGAAUUAAAGUAUAUGACUUGAAAAAUGUA
Mercenaria mercenaria is the source of this 4747-nucleotide messenger RNA. RefSeq lists its product as uncharacterized. The coding region runs from base 27 to 1976 and encodes 649 amino acids. The record is from RefSeq and is a predicted model, not a curated record. The transcript is spliced from 8 exons. Lineage: Eukaryota; Metazoa; Mollusca; Bivalvia; Venerida; Veneridae.